AGUAGAGUAGAAGAAGAGAGACGAGAGACGGAGAGGAACGAUGGCUGAAUUCAGAUGGAUUAAAGCCUCUUUGUGUCUGAUUCUGGUGCUUCAGUUUACAGCAGCAGCAACAGGACAACGUUAUCUCUCCUUCACUGUCAGAGAUGGAGAUGAAGUCACUUUGCCUUGUGACACUGGAACAGUGACUGAACACAAGGACACUGAGGAGGUGACGGUGAACUGCUCUGUUUCUACAUAUUUAUGUGUACACACAGUGAAGUGGCUGAUUGAGGGUCAAGAUGUGGACAAAGACCACAAAGACUUGAUGACAUCACAGUCUUACUGCUCCGCCUCUCUGACGUUUAUGACUUUUCAUUUCUUUAACACAUCGAGGUUUAAUUCAUUGAUCUGUGAAGUGACCUUUGGAGACAAAGUGCAGAAGUUUCCUUUCAGAAAUUCUCCCUCAGGUGAUAAAACAGGUGAAGACACAACAACAACAACAACAACAACUGAAGAUGACACUACUUCAGGCUGGUGGAGGUUCAUCUAUGUGCCGGUUGGAUUAGCAGCUCUCAUAAUAAUAGUUGUGGCCGUCAACAUUUGGGCAAGAAUUAAAGAGAAGAAAACUCCGAGGGAUGAAAUUGCUGUGCGUCAUGAUGAAGAAGAUGAAACGGUGAACUAUGAAAACAGCCGACCUCCUGAUGGAGUUUGACCAACACGUCAAAACGUAUUUCAACAGGCGGAAAUCAUCUGAAAUCGAGGUCCGUCUGAAUAUGUUCCACAGGGGGGAUGAAGCCUUCAUGAGAACCACUAAGAAAUGUGUUGGUGUUCAUUUCUGUGAAUAUCUUUCAGAUGAUAAUCAGUGCUUGUUGUGAAAAGAGUUUUAUUAAUCUGUUUCAGUCCGGUGUCUUUUCCUGCAUGAGUUGUGAACUUGUUUCUGACCUGUUCAGAACACAGCAGCUGGAUUUUAACUUCAUUUAACAGAAAUGAACAUUUAACUCUUAACUUGCUUAAUUUGUCUUCCAGCUGAACAUUUCACAGCUGAUCUUAACAUUUACUGUUUUAUUUGUAAAGCUACAGCAGCUUGAGCUCAGCUUCAUGUCUCUGUGAGCAGAAUAACUCAUUUUAAUCCACUUUCAUUCAGCAUUUACAUAUUUAUGAGGAUGUGUCUGUGUUUCAAUGGGUGUUCAGCCUCAAUGGAGUCAGUUACUGUCUUCUCUCUUUAUUAUAUCUGAUAACAAUAUAACCUGCAAAUAAAGAAAGUUGUAUUCUU
Messenger RNA from Cyclopterus lumpus (lumpfish), 1252 nucleotides. RefSeq lists its product as uncharacterized. Lineage: Eukaryota; Metazoa; Chordata; Actinopteri; Perciformes; Cyclopteridae. The record is from RefSeq and is a predicted model, not a curated record. The coding region runs from base 41 to 691 and encodes 216 amino acids. The transcript has 7 exons.